This is a messenger RNA of Thunnus maccoyii (southern bluefin tuna), 3328 nucleotides long. RefSeq names its product homocysteine-inducible, endoplasmic reticulum stress-inducible, ubiquitin-like domain member 1 (gene herpud1). Gene Ontology annotation, biological process: endoplasmic reticulum unfolded protein response; ubiquitin-dependent protein catabolic process; endoplasmic reticulum calcium ion homeostasis. NCBI's taxonomy places the organism in Eukaryota, Metazoa, Chordata, Actinopteri, Scombriformes, Scombridae. The record is from RefSeq and is a predicted model, not a curated record. Gene Ontology annotation, cellular component: endoplasmic reticulum membrane. The coding region runs from base 189 to 1493 and encodes 434 amino acids. Gene Ontology annotation, molecular function: transmembrane transporter binding. The transcript is spliced from 8 exons.
AUGAUAGCAAGCAGAGACACUUCGAGACGAGUUUCUCUUCUGACGGGACAGUUCGUUUCGCUUUUUCUCUUCUCUGUGAACAUUUGUAGCAGAAAGACUCUGGUUUCAUUUUGACGAGUAUAGUUGUAGCGAGUGAACAGUAUUAUCAUACACGCGAGACGGAAAACGACAGAGAAAGAGAGUGAAAAAUGGAUGUGGGUAAUUCUCAACAAAAGACGCUUACUCUUCUCAUAAAAACGCCCAACCAGGCACAGGAAGACCAAACCGUCGAUGGCGUCUAUCUGAACUGGACUGUAAAGGACCUAAAAACACAUCUGUCGGGUGUCUACCCAACCAAACCGGCUGUGAGUGACCAGAGGCUGAUCUAUGCUGGUAAACUGCUGCCUGACCAUCUGCACAUUAAAGAUCUCUUCAGACAGACGGACUCCAUUCCCACACUGCACCUGGUGUUUGCAGUUAGGAAUGUACCCCAAGGACCACUGGGAGCUAGACCAAAGACCAAUGAGACAGAACAGCCACAUCCCUCCAGUCCAAGGCCUAUGUCAGCCUCUGCUUCACCCAGCAGCUCCUCCACAGCCCAGACUCCCAGCACACCAGAGCUGAGGCAGAGGAGGCAGAUGUCUUCAACUUCAGCUGCCACACCAGCUCACACACAGACCCCAGCAUCCCCUCCAGGAAGUCCUACGUGGCCUGCUGCUGCUGCAGUGCCUGGAGCACCACAGAUGACCCAACCAGCCUUUCCUAACUACUCCCUUUACAGCCCUCAGCAGCUGCUGUGGCUCCAGCAUGUCUACGCUAGACAGUAUUACAUGCAAUAUCAUGCAGCUUUGGCAGCAGCAGGCACCACUCCCUCGGCACCAGCUGCCACCGUUGGCCAGUACCCUCCUGUUCCCGCCCACCAGGUACCUGUCCCAGCCCCCUUAGCCAAUCAGAACCCCAUCGACAACCUGCCAGCAAAUCAGAACCCAGCGCAGGAUGGCGCCUUCAUCAACCCUGGGGCGGCCAACCAGAACAUGCGGAUGAACGCACAGGGCGGGCCCGUAAUGGAGGACGAGGAGGACGUGGAGCGGGAUUGGCUGGACUGGUUGUAUUCCGCCGCAAGAUUCGGCGUCCUGCUCAUGAUCGUGUACUUCAACUCCAACCUGAGUCGAUUUCUGCUGGUGAUGAGCACCCUCCUCCUCAUGUACCUACACACUACUGGCUGGUUUCCCUUCAGAAGGCGAGCACAGGUCCAAGGACCCAACCACCUGCAGCCCCCAGAGGACCAGCACAACCAGCAGAAUGAGAACAGGAACCCAAAUCCUGCCGAAGAGCUUGCUGACAGACAAGGGGAGGAGCCUGCUGCAGCAGCAGAGGAAGCAGACGGACAAGGACCAAUGACAGCAGUUUUAGUGCCUCCUCACAGGGUGUCAGUCAUGUGGACGGCCUGGGUUUUCUUCAAAACUUUCUUCUCCUCUCUCAUACCCGAGGCUCCUCAGGGUAUGGCCAACUGAUCAACUCGGACAGACAAUUGAUAGAGACAGCAGACUCUAUUUUUCUUAUUCAGUGAGGAACAAUAAUCUAUGGAGAUGUUUUCAGUCACACUUGAAAAGUUGGUGGAAGGAAAAGGAAGAUGUCUGCCGCUGCCCACUCAAGAAUGAACAAAACAUAUUCAUGUUCAUAUCAACAGGACUGGAACCACCCUGUUGAAACAGAAUCUGGGACAGCAGUGCUAAGAGGUCCAGAUGUAUCCAAGCAACACUGCUGUCUUUUUUUUAUUUUUUAUCUUCUUAAAACAACCAUAGACAGGUUUAACACCGGCAAAGUAAAGCCGCAAUAGACCGUUGAAUUGCCAAAAAUGUGGACUGGAUGCAGAAGUCAAGAAGGAUCAGAAACAUCAAACAACUUUUAUGCAAAAAUAAAUUAGAAAAACUAUCCCAGCUCUCCAUCUGACAAAAUGUCUACCAGUUUGUAAGACAAGCAGCCACCUAGAUGGUUUCUUUAUCCAUGAAACAACAGUAGGUGGCAGCUGAGGGUAAAACAAUUAUCCUGAGUUUACACUGGUGGCAGUUUUGUGCCUAAAUUAUUCUUCCUCUGAGGAAAUGUAUGACCAUGGACAUUCUGAUCCCUUAGGAUACAAAAUCAGUUUGUCUUGAGUUUUCACAUUGAAAAUCCAGAUUAUCAUGAGCCCCGUUCAGUUUGAAUGAAAAUCCACACACAGACAGAACUCAGUACUGUAUGUUAUUGCUAUCUGUAUCUGAUUUGUUUUUGUUUUUUUGUCCAGGCCAUGAAGAUUUGAAUCUUAUCUUUUUGUUGCUUGUAACAUUCAAAUUAUUUUGGCCUUUACUUGCUUACAUACCAUCACUGUAGCGAACACUGAACAGCCUUUAUACCAGCAGAAACUUCCAGCACAGAUACUAGAUGAGGUUUCUUAAGCAGUUCUGUUGUGGGUGGAUUUUCCUGUUAUGUGUUUCAGGCGAUGGUGAUUGUGACCAAAUAUACAAAUUCGACUGUUUCACUCUGCUUCAGUCAUUGGGUACGUUCUCUGUAAAAUAGUGAUGUUGGCCCAAUAAAAAAAAAAGUUUUGUAAAUAUACUGUAUGUACACAAAGCACUUUACAACAUGUGUCUUAAGCAAGCUUCUUAAUAUAUAAAUGGGUCAUGGUUUAUUAUUAAAUAAUAUUGGUACCUAAAGGCCUCAAGUUUAAAUUUCAAGUCAAGUCUAAAACCUCAUUAAAACAACAUAGGUAAAGGUCAAAUCAGUAAUAUUUGAAUUAUAGUAAAUUUUAAAAAAAAGUUAUUUAUAAUGUCAAAUAGUAUAUUUAGAAUAUUUAUGGAGUUAACUUCUUCUCAGCUGGCUCUGUAUUGUUCAGACGUUGUCUUUGCACACAGGGAAUACCUUCUUUUACCAUGUUAUAUCAUCACAAGUCAUCAGAGUUAUGCAGUUAUGUGACUAGAGGCCCUAGCUCUUGUUUUAUUGAAAUGUAUUAACUUUAAUCUGUGCAUCUUUUAUUGAUCUAUAGAAGGUUUUACUGUCAAAUGUCUGCUUAUUAUACAACUUAAAGUAAACAAGUGAAACAGCUCUUCCUGUCAGCCAAUAGAUUUCAUGUACUGCAUUAGCCCUGAUUUAUUAUAUAUCAACUCUCUGAUUCCCUCGGGGAAUGAGAAUAGUUUGAGACAUUUGGACACUGUGUAUAAUUGUACAAUAAUUUUUAAUGUUAGGACCUUGAAUUUCUUUUUUGGUUUUGUUUGUCUUACUGUAUGAAUUGCUUAUUAAUGGAUGCUGUAGAAUGACGAGUGUGUUGAAGGAGACUUGCAAUAAUGAGAUGCAAUAAAUAUUCUUAACAUCA